GCUGCGUAUGCGUAAAAGUGGGCCAAAAUGUUCCUCGUCCUGCUCCUGGGGCUCUACGUGGCCACAGGUGAACUUGUCUCCCCAGUGAGCUCGUGUCCGUCGCAGUGCAGCUGUUUUUACCACAACCUGAGUGAUGGAUCAAAGGCCAGGAGCGUGAUUUGCAAUGAUCCCGAUAUCUCUCUUGUGCCUGUCGGGUUCCCUGUCGACACGUCCAAGCUGCGAAUUGAAAAGACGGCCAUCCAACGAAUACCAAGCGAAGCCUUCAACUACCUCUCCAGUCUGGAAUUCCUGUGGAUGUCUUUCAACACGCUGUCCGCCUUGAACCCGGACAGUUUCCGGGGACUGUACAACCUGGAAGAGCUUCGUCUGGACGGGAAUGCCCUCACCGCCUUUCCCUGGGAAUCUCUUAUGGAUAUGCCCAGUCUCAGACUUCUCGAUUUGCACAACAACCAGCUCACCUCGCUGCCCGCAGAAGCCACCAGUUACAUCAAAAACCUUACCUACCUGGAUCUGUCCAGCAACAGCCUGCUGACCCUGCCGGUAGAGGUGCUGUCCACUUGGCUGGCGGCAAAGCCUGUGCAAGGGCCAGAGAGCUCAAAAAUGAUACUUGGUCUCCAUGACAACCCCUGGGUGUGCGACUGUCGGCUGUACGACCUGGUCCAGUUCCAGAAGUCUCCCACUCUUUCAGUGGCGUUCAUAGACACCAGACUGCGGUGCUCAGCUCCAGAGAGUGUUUCAGGGGUUUUGUUCAGUGAUGCUGAGCUGCAGCGCUGUCAGCUCCCACGCAUCCACACAGCUGUGGCACGAGUCCGGAGUGCUCUGGGGAACAAUGUGCUGCUCAGGUGUGGGACUAUUGGAGUCCCCAUCCCAGACCUGACUUGGCGUAGGGCGGAUGGACGAGUCUUGAAUGGAACAGUCCAGCAGGAAACCUCAAAGGAGGGAAUCACCUGGUCCAUCCUCAGUGUCCCAGCAGUGUCCUAUCGUGAUUCGGGGAAGUACAUCUGCAAGGCCACAAACUAUGCGGGGAACGCUGAAGCUGUCAUUUCUCUCCUUGUCACCAAUUUACCCAAACCAGAGGGUAACCAAACCCUCAACGACAAGAGAGCCAAAGUCAAGAAACCCAACCCUGUGGGUAAAGCUGCCUACCAGGAGAAACUGGUGGCCCGAUAUGUCGUUCCAACCUCCCCUUCUUCUUCUUUUUCUUCUUCUUCUUCUUCUUCCCUGGAUUCAGGCCUUCCACCUGGUCUCGGUCCUGACCCCGGACAGGCCAGUUACAGCCUGGCUGACAGAGCCACCCCAGGGCCUGCCACCUCUUCAAACCCAGAUACCCUGCUGGAUCUGGAGAAGACUAAUCUGAGCAACCUGGCAGCCAACACCUCAUCGCUGCAGCAGGACCCAGACAGGGUGGUGCGCUCAGUCAAAGUGGUGGGGGACACAGACAAUACAAUCUCUCUGAACUGGAGAGCCCCUAAAGCAAAGAACACCACAGUCUUCAGUGUGCUGUACGCUGUGUUUGGAGAGAGGGACAUGAGGAAGAUCAAUGUAGGGGCCGGGCAAAACAGGGUCUUCAUCGAGGGGCUGGUGCCCAGGACCAAGUACAUUGCCUGUGUGUGUGUGCGGGGGCUGAUCCCAAAGAAGGAGCAGUGUGUCAUAUUUUCCACAGAUGAAGCAGCCAGUGCUACGGGCACCCAGAGGCUCAUUAACGUGAUUGUGAUCACAGUGGCCUGUAUCAUCGCAGUCCCGCUCACUGUCAUCGUGUGCUGCGGGGCGCUGAAGAGACGCAUCCAGAAAUACUGGGGGAAGAAAUCCAAGGACAUUCAAGACUCAUAUGUGACCUUUGAGACACUGUCGCCCGGCACCAAGGCUAAAGGCCUUGAGGGUGAGUAUUUGAACAGACUAAACCCAGAGGAGUCCAACAGGCUGUUGUCCGCCCGCUCAAGCCUAGACUCAGAGGCCACAGCUAAGAUAGAGGGACAGCCAAACGAGUACUUCUGCUGACAUCAUGCUCCAGCUCCGGCUCCUGCUC
Messenger RNA from Notolabrus celidotus (New Zealand spotty), 2026 nucleotides. RefSeq names its product leucine-rich repeat, immunoglobulin-like and transmembrane domains 1a (gene lrit1a). NCBI's taxonomy places the organism in Eukaryota, Metazoa, Chordata, Actinopteri, Labriformes, Labridae. Gene Ontology annotation, molecular function: protein binding. The record is from RefSeq and is a predicted model, not a curated record. The transcript has 4 exons. Gene Ontology annotation, cellular component: endoplasmic reticulum membrane. The coding region runs from base 28 to 1998 and encodes 656 amino acids.